UACAUCUUCUUCCAUUUGAAAGAAAAAAACAAUUGAAGUGUGGUUUUAGUUGUUCCUUUCACUUUUAAAAAUGGAACCUUUUCUGGUUUCUGUAUUGCUACUUGUAUUGUUUUCACCUGCCAUUUAUAUGACAGAUGCACAAUCCAUAGGAGUGUGUAAUGGACAACAGGGCGACAACUUACCGUCAGAUCAAGAAGUUGUACAACUCUACCAAUCCAACAACAUUGGAAGGAUGCGAAUGUACGGUCCAAAUCCAUCGACCCUCCAAGCCCUGGGGGGCUCCAACAUUGAAUUAGUCCUCGACGUCCCCAACCCCGACCUUCCAGCUCUCGGGUCUGAUCCUUCGGCCGCAUCACAAUGGGUCCAAAACAAUGUUGGAAAUUAUUUCCCUAGCGUCAAGUUCCGGUACAUCGCGGUUGGAAACGAAGUGGAUCCCAACAAAGCUGACACUGCUCAGUAUGUUCAAUUUGUCCUCCCCGCCAUGCAAAAUGUCUAUAAUGCAAUUGCAGCCUUGGGUUUACAGGACCAAAUCAAGGUGUCAACUGCAACAUACUCGGCACUAGUAAGCAACUCAUACCCUCCAUCGCAAGGCUCUUUCGACGGUGUGAAGUCGUUCAUGGAACCGAUCAUUCAAUUCCUAGCCGCCAACAAGUCUCCACUGCUUGCAAACAUAUACCCUUAUUUUGCAUACAAUGGUGAUCAACAACACAUUACUCUUCCAUAUGCCCUGUUCACUGCCUCAGCUGAUCAGUCUGGUUACCAGAACCUUUUUGAUGCCAUGUUGGAUGCUAUGUACUCGGCCGUCGAGAAGGCGGGCGGACCCGGGGUGGAGAUUGUGGUGUCGGAGAGUGGCUGGCCGUCUGACGGCGGCGGUGCCGGAGCUACAUCGGACAAUGCAGGGACUUAUUAUAAGAAUUUGAUUCAGCAUGUGAAUGGAGGGAGUGGAACUCCCAAGAGGCCUGGGAAGGCUAUAGAGACUUACUUGUUUGCUAUGUUUGAUGAGAACAAAAAGAAUGGAGCAGGAACUGAGCAACAUUUUGGCCUAUUUUCCCCCAACAAGCAGCCUAAGUACCAAAUUGCUUUCAAUUAGUUGAGAUGGUUAAAAAUUUCAUCUACAUUCUAUGUCUACUUCUGUAAUUGAUUUUUUGUGUUUGGAGACUACUAUAUUAAUUGUCGAGUUUGAAAAGAUAGAAUAAAUAAGAAGGCCUAGGUUUAUUUUUGGAAUAAGAAUUCCUAGCUAGGCUUGUAUGAUUGUAUCUGCCUAUCAAGAAAUUAAGCGAUCAAUAAGUUAGCAUUACUAUAAAUUUUGAUUCCAAUAUCAAAAGAUUGUUUAGUUGUCUCCUUAAAAGGUUACUUCCUACUAAUAAAUACAUGUUACUUCU
Camellia sinensis is the source of this 1382-nucleotide messenger RNA. NCBI's taxonomy places the organism in Eukaryota, Viridiplantae, Streptophyta, Magnoliopsida, Ericales, Theaceae. The record is from RefSeq and is a predicted model, not a curated record.